This is a messenger RNA of Haliotis rubra (blacklip abalone), 12237 nucleotides long. Its product is annotated as zinc finger protein rotund-like. Gene Ontology annotation, cellular component: nucleus. Lineage: Eukaryota; Metazoa; Mollusca; Gastropoda; Lepetellida; Haliotidae. Gene Ontology annotation, biological process: central nervous system development; regulation of transcription by RNA polymerase II. The transcript has 8 exons. The record is from RefSeq and is a predicted model, not a curated record. Gene Ontology annotation, molecular function: DNA-binding transcription activator activity, RNA polymerase II-specific; RNA polymerase II cis-regulatory region sequence-specific DNA binding. Bases 456 to 1817 code for a protein of 453 amino acids.
UCGUAUGAUGUAAUUGGUGUGUAAAAAAACCUCAAGUGCCUCUCGCUGCUGUAAAAACCAGUUAGAAAUUGCUGUUUUUAUGUUCUGAAUGGAAGAUAUGUGGCUUUAAAAAGCUGUUUUUGUGUGUAGUAUUUGGGACAGCGUUUUGGACUCUGUGGAUGAUUUUUGAGUUGGAAAUAUAGGUGUAUAAAGGAGUUUUUCCACUGGUUUUUGCUAACGUCUCUUGGCUUAUGUACACAGUGCCAUAGGCGAAGUGGCGGAAUGCUUCCAUGACUCACUGUUUUUUCUGUGCGAUGCAGACACGGCCGGUGUUUUUACAUUUGUCUGAAUACUGUUGACGUUGUGUUGCACCUACAUGCCAUACUGCGUCCGUGACGACCUGACAACUCCAUCAAUGAUCCAUCUUCAUAUACAGUUUCCAGGUCAAGCUAUACUUGAAGAGUGCUCCUCAUGAAAUGUCUAGCCCCACAAAUAAUUCCACAGCCGGUACCAUGUGGGACACAGGCUACAUGGAUUACUACAAGUGGAAAACAAGCAACCAUGCCCCUACGGACCACAAUCUGAGUGCUAUUCCAUGGCCAAGAAAAGAUAUAAUUCGAGAUGGCAGACCUAUUUCAAACAGUCAAGGAGGUCUUGGCCAUGAUGGAAUCAACCACGGGCAGGACAUCCAUCGAGCGAGCGCGAGCAGCACGGGGAGUUUUGGGCGUGGCAGUAGUACAGGCAGCCUCAGUAACACAUCCACGCCCACCAACACCCCCAACACGCCCCUUGUUGUGCCACAACCUGUUAAGCCCAAUCGGACCGGGAAGACCUACCAAUGCAAGAUGUGUGACCAGGUACAGUACAACGGGCAAUCGGUUCCCAAUAUCUUCAAUACCAAAUCUGAUAUGCUGAUCCACUGCCAACAGAUUCACAAGCAGGACCCUAAGCCUUACAAAUGUCCCACUUGCUCAAAAUGCUUCGCUAACUCGUCAUAUUUAUCGCAGCACAACCGCAUUCAUACAGGGAUCAAGCCGUACAAAUGCGAGAUCUGUGAACGCAAGUUUACGCAGCUUUCACACCUUCAGCAGCACAUCCGCACCCACACUGGAGAGAAGCCGUACAAAUGCAUGCAUCCAGGCUGCGGGAAGGCCUUUUCACAACUCUCCAACCUGCAAUCUCACUCGAGAUCACACAUGACCGACAAGCCGUACCGCUGUAACUCUUGCUACAAGUGCUACGCUGAUGAACAGAGUUUGCGCGAUCAUAUUCCCAAGCACUCGGACACUAAACAUCUCAAGACUCACAUAUGUCAUAUAUGCGGCAAAUCCUACACGCAAGAGACAUACCUGACUCGGCACAUGGCUAAGCAUUCUAAUGAAAGUCAUAAAGUGGCGCCACGACCAAUCAAAACUGAACCCCUGGAUCCCGCUGAUCGAGACUAUGGCCGGAUGUCCGAGAAGUCUUCACAAGAUGGACAUGUAGGUGGCGCCUGCAGCAAGAGCGUAUCAUCUGCAUUCAUGCCGCUGCCACAGUUCGGUCCCAACGUCAGCAGCAGCUCCAACUCAAGCUAUCCCUAUGGCCCUAGCCUAAGCUCAAAUAGUCUUAGCUCUCCUCUCCCGCACAUAUCAUCGAUGACAUCUCCACGCUACUUCCCAUAUGAUCCAAUUGGAUUCCGCAAAUCAGAUCCUCCAGAAAGGAACCUGAACGUACCCAUGACUACACGAGACAGUAUGAUUGCCAACAGUCUACUGAGUCUGCAGCACAUAAAGAAUUACGCUUCUCAGCAGAUGCCCAGCUUUACGCCAACAUGCACAAGCGGGUCUCGACUCACAUGAUUUGCUAAUACAGUAGCAAGGUAGACAUGUAUCAGAUGGUAUGACGUCAUCCUGAUUACUUCUCUGCCACUGGUUAUGACCGCAUGUCUUAUAUAAUAUGUACUUGGCGUCAGUGGUCUUUAAAUGGCAUAGGACAUGCAGUUGGGGUACAUGUGUCACUUACAUAUUUUACAACUGUAUUUUCCAGAAGUUGCCAUGAUGUUCAUGACAUCAAUCUAACAUUCUUCUUCCCAGAUCCUACAACGACGAGCACUGAAGGUUGUGGAAGAAGGAUUUUAGAUUAGCAUUGCUUGAUAGAAGAGUAUCCCUAAAACAUCCAAACCAAAUGACAAACAAAUUUCCUUAUGUAAGUUUAAAACCAUGAGAUUGACUUUUGAACUGUAAAUAUUUCUGCCUUGAGAUUGUAAUAUUUCAAAGAAUGUUUGACUUAGUGCCACUGCAUAUUAAAUGUUGUAUUAUAAGGAAAUUUAAAACUUUGAUUGUUUUUAAAACUACAUCAAUUGCUUCUUCCCAAUGUUCCUGAGAAAAUAUCCAGCGAAACUGAUGUACAAUUUUUUCCAAAUGGAUUUUUUCUGGACCUGUAUCUUGCCAACUCUUACCAGUGGCAGAUUGAACAUUGUUUGUUAUGAUGAUUAUUUUAGUGACUUGACUUUUGUGUGUAAAUGACACUGUUUCUAUUGUGCAGGAUCUGCAGCUGUCUUGUGUGUUAGAUUAUAAAUCAUGUCCUUAUUAUUGAGUUGUUUAGCUUUGAUGAAUAUCAUCAUCCUUUAGAUAGGACCUGCUUCUGAAGCACUUCGUGUUGUCUGCAUGUAACUUGUAUGAACAGAAACCUUGUUGUGCUGAUAUAGUCAGUAUUAUAGAGGUUGGUGGGAGGAGAUUCCAUGAUGGUUAACAUACUGACAACGUUAUUGUCGUUUUGAAGUCAUUGCCUGUAUGUCACAAAUAAUCACUUUAACAAGAAUUUAGAAAUAUUUGACAAUUUGCUUGAGCUUGCUUUCACAACCGUUAUGAGAACAAGUUGAAAAAUCCUUCACAGUUGAAAACGCUGUUUAAUUGUUUAUGUGUCUUUUUACAAAAGUCAUUAUCAUUUUGACAUUGCCAUGGAUAUGGCUGACAAGGACUAUUAAAAAUGCAAACAGAAUUAUCAUUUUUUCACGAUUUCAUUAUGAGGUUCCACAUGUGAAAGUGUUUUUUUUCCUUUUAACAUUAUGGGCUGAAUCAUUAAACAGCUUGAUUGUAGAGCGCAACAAGGUUUGGUUGUAUUUUAUGUCAUACAGGCAUUUAAUGCCUGCUAACUCUAUAAACAGAACUCACCCCUGAUUCUAUCAGACAUAUAUCCCACUAUUGGGAAUGAUGUACAAAAAUUUCAUGUUUCUUUUCAAGUUAUGUUCAUUGCUCAGUGAAAUUAUGAUGCUGCAUCCUAUAGGUGUAUCCAAAGGUAAUUUUUGUAUGAAUUUGUAACAAAUUCAAAAAAGGUAACAGAAUUCUGAAUUCAGAACCAAGUUUUGUUAUGUUCCCGAUUCCGUGCCUCUCAACCAAAUUUGGACACCAUGAGGUUCAGUUACAUCUGUCCUUGACCUUUGUUGUUCAGUCUGGUGAUGGUCGCUGAACACUUCCCACAAACAUGCGUGCUGUGUUUCUUAGAAACAAGACAUGUUACUCUGAUCUCUUGUAUUACAAUGUGUUCAAAUGCUCAUCAUUUCAUUUGUAGAUGUAAAGUACUUUUUACCUACAUAUCUAUAUUCAGGGCCCCUUACUUUCACAAUAGGGCCCUCACUAUGAAUUGAUAUAGUUGCACCUUGGAGUUAAUGUCAUUGUGUAGAACAUUUGUAGAUAAAUUAGAAAAUGGCUGACAUUUUCAAGUUUUCUGGAGGAAAUUGCAUUCAGAUCUUGUAAAGAUAAUAGCUUUAGAUUCAUACAAGGUCUUACAUUUCUUUUGUUUACUGACACUUUGAGAAGGUUUGGGCCUGAAGAAAAACAAAUGUUUGUAAUUAAUGUCACAAAGAAGCACUUUCCUCCAGGUAACUUCAGAAUACCUAGAGUAUUAAAUCGGUUUAUACCAAUGUUGCAAUUACAUGAAGAAAUUAUUUAAAUUAUGAUAUUUAUUUUCUUUGUCAGUUUGGGAGAGUGCAAAACAAAGUAGUAAAAUUAAUUACUAUUUUCUUCAGAGCUGCUUAUAUGGAUAUGUCACGCCUGUGCAUGUUUCCCAGUCUACCACAGACUAUUGUGGUGUGUUCCAGUUCUCUCUGUUUUUUUCUUGAAUUAUUCAAGAGUUCCACAUCUCAUAACAUUUGGCGCCAGUAAUCUCUUUAUCAAACUAUUUACACUAUUUUGCAAUUUGCUGUUGGAAAUAUUUCUUCUUAAUGUUACUUUAAGAAACAGAAACUCUAAAACAUCACACACCAAAAUAGCUUGUCCUUUACAAACCCUUUCUUUAUUAGCAGCUAGAUUUUUGAAAGUAGAGAACCUGUUUCAUCAAAUUUGUUGUUUAAAUGGCAUAUAUGUUGCUCAUAUUAAAACACAUUGAUUCAUGUGCUAAUAUUGACGCAUUUAUAACGUGUACUACCACGUAAAUACAUUUUCUGUUCUCGCCAUGUAGAUGAAUGGUAAUAUGUUGUUAUGAAUGUGUUAUUUCUCUAUGAAUAGACCAGUACAAUUGCUAAGAAUCCUUUUUAAACAUCUAUAUUUUAAACAAUUUCUUAAACAUCAUUCAAACCUGAAUUUCAUUCUUAUUAUCCGGCAAUUCAUUUGAAAUAAUAAUAUUUCUUUGUAUAUUAAAAUUAAAAAGGUCAUUUACAAUUUUUGUGAACAUUUUGUAAUGGUUCCUAUACUGUAUACGAUACGUUGGAUUUCCCUUAAGUGAUGUUAAUAUCUAAAUAAUUGGGUACAUUUCUGAUAUUAGUUUAAGAACAGUGAAUAACAAGUGUAAACAACACAACAAAUAUGUUCAUAUUUGUUACCAAUAUGUUAAAACAGGUAUAUGUUUAGUUAGUCAUUCAUUAGGAAAUGUUUUGUGCAAGUUUUUCAUGUGCGUCCGACAUCUGAGAUGCUCGGACACAUUGUUCCUCUACCAUUCCCAGCUAAGCCUCUCUGCAUGAACCAGUUGCUUACAUUUUUCAUUAGGUAUUUAAAUUUGCUGGUUGAGUUUUCAACUUGUCAUUUUCAUGUUUCAUCAGCUUUUCAAUUUUUAAGGUUGACAAUCUCCCUUUUCGCCCCUUUGCGUCCCCUCUAAAAUAAUAUAUUUUCAUCGUACAGGGGAGCUAACCCAAUCAAAUUGGGUGUGAAAGCGCUGUUUCUGAUGAUUUUAUGAGUGUUUGUCUGAAGAAUGAUACACUGAUUGCAGGCAAUCAAAUUGGCUGCAGUCACUGAUGAAGAACUACAAACUACCCAAAGAGUUGAUAGGGCAAAAAGGCAGCUAUUGUAAGUUAUUUCUAAGCUGACAAAAUUAUGGGGGCCUUAGUUACCGUCAACUGCUACAGAUCAUUAAUUUGAAUUGGUUGUCUCUAACGAGGCUUUAAUUUGUUAUCACAAGGCAUGAUGGGAAAAUCAUGGGAUUGCUAUGUUAAACAUGUAUGCUCAUUUAGUAAGGAUUGAUGUUUGUUUACUGGUUAUUAAGUUUUCUUACUCCUUAUCUGUAUCUGGUAUUCCGAAGACAACGAUAUUGAUAACUAUGUACUGUACAGUUACUAGGUUGUGGCUUGGUUAUGUAUACAUGUAAAUGCUGUUGUACUAACGAUACCUGUUGUUUCCAUCGUCUUCAAGUGUGAUCACUAUUAUCAUUACGCCUCCCUUUGUGUUUGGGUCGGCAUCAACUGUUAUAUGGAGGUUCUUACAGUGUGUGACCUCUUUCCCAUUACUUGUAUCAGAGUUGUCUCCCCUUUGCUUGUGUAUGAUGGUACAUCGUGAUCAUAUCACGUGACCCAAGUCUUAGAAACAACACCACUUAAAAAGUGGAUGUUUUUCUUGCAUGCUCAACUGAGGAUUUUGCACUGGAGAGAAUUCAAUAUUUACUUGUACCUAUUUCAUUGUGCAUACGUAGAUUAUUAACACAAUUAUCAGUCUGGAUCGACCCGAUGCAAAGGGGAGGCAAAUCUAUAACUGUUAUUUGUUAAUAUGUAUUAAUUGUGUUAAAAUUUCUCUAAAAAAAUAUUUCCGAUGUCAUGAUGUAGUUGUAUGAUGUACCCACAAAUGAAAGUUGACACUUGACAAUAGUCCAGUCUAAACCUUAUUCCUUGUAACAUGGUGUAGUAAAUUGUCAUUCCUAGAUCGAAGAAACCGGAAUGAAACUGGAUUGUCUUUUAGAUGCUAGUACUAUGAUAUAUUAGAUAUAUUGUAUGCACAAACGUUUGUGUACAGCCACAAUCCCUCUAUGGGACUGCAGCACUCUUCUGAUUGUCCGAGAGUAUGUGAUUACGUACUAAUGUAAAUGAAUAUUUGUGUGAUGAACAAAAUAUUGUGCUGUCAAGUGAGAUACCAUACAGAGAGAUGUUCAUUUCGUAUACAAGUCCAUAUUUUAUCAUUGUCAGCACUUGUAUCUUCAUUCUGAUUAUUAUGAAAACACUUCUUAUAUUACAGUAGUAACUACUCUGUUUAUCAUUAUGUGUGUACUUCAAAUUCCUGUUAGUAUUCACCGUGUUUUAUCUGUGUAAAUUGUCUCUUCUGCACCAGAACGUGCAUGUUCUUGCAUUGUUGUUAACAGUUGUGUCAGUUCAGUUAAGUGGAUACAUACGAUGUGAAGCCUUUUACUAGCAGAUUCAUACACCUUCAUUUACAAAUCUUGUAGAUGGUGACUUUUUUUCUCUACUUGGCAAAAAUGAGUGGCAUCAGACUCUUAUUUAGCUCAUGAUAUGGUUGAAUGUAUUCACGCACUGAGAAUAAUCUAUGCCAAAGUGUAUGGCUUGUCUGGUCUAGGGGAGAUAAUUCAAAGUGGUUAUUAGAUGCACCUGUAAAAUCAUCUAAUAUCUAAACUGACAUAAAACAUCUAAAAUUAUUCAUUUAAACACCAAUUACAUUUACAUUUUUUAAAAUGAAAAAACCCCAACCCAACCCCAAUCUGUUUUAAAUUAUUUUAUCUUACAGUUAAUUAAUUGGGAUAAAAUACACUUUUGUAAAAAUAGACUCUCUAAAAUUUAUAAAGUUAGUGAAACUGUUUCUGAUGUAUCAAGAUUUCAUCAUUCCAUAAUGAAUGAACAACAAAAUUUCAAUUUUAAAUGAAUAAAGACAAUUCAUUAUUCAAAUCAAGGUAAAAAUAAAAAGAUAUCAUUACUCAAAACAAACUACAUAUGAACAGCAAGAUUUCAUUAUCACUCUAAAACACAAGUAAAAAUGUAUGCAUGAAUCAUUCUCCCCUACACAUAAAGCACAAUGAAGUUGUCAUGUUCAGAUAGGCAGAGUAUGGAUGAAAUCAACAUGAACAAGGCAGCAUGUCUUUUGUUAACCUUUCAUCUGCUGAUUUCAUCAUCUAUUCAUUCAUCAACUUGGAUCAUUUUCUUUUUUUUUCGCACUUGAAAACAUUUUCAUUUAUUUCAUGUAGAAAAACAAACAUCUUUUUCGCACAACAUGGGAAAAACGUUUCCGUGCAUUUUUUGCGAAAAGUUUUUACUUGAUGAUUGUACAUGGCGAUGGUAUAACUCAACGAGGCAGCAAUCAGGAGUAGACAGCAUUACAACAUCAGCUGGUAUUCUCUAUGCAGAAUUAUAUCACCUACAUGGGCCUUUAAAGUCUUAAUGUGUGUUCAAACAGAUGCUUGGCAGUUGUACAUUUUCCAAAGCCAAUUGAUUAAAGGGGUAUAAAAAUGCUCACUUAUCAUGUAUGCAAAGAACUAAUGCUGUGAGCAGAAUUCAUUUUAAAGAAUUCGUAUUCAGAGAUGCAGGUAUAACUAUAACGUAAUUAUUUUCCCGUUACUUCCCCUUCUGCCUAUUUUUUGUUAUUAAUUUCAUGGACAUUUUUGUCUGUUCAGAAACCAAAGGAUAUCACCAACUUUGCAAUAUACUUUGCAAGGAAGAUCAUUAUUGUCCAGAGAUGUCACUAUGUAGAAUGAGAGAGUGAGCAUUAUUUUGACUGGUAUGAAUGCUUGUGGCUUGAUGUCUCCCUACAAUCGAUGCAUAGGUAGAUAUUCAUGCAUCACUGAAACCAUUCCUGAUUUUAUUAAAGCAAGUUCCUAUUUUUUAAAUUCCUUAAAAUUUGAAGCAGAGUCACAUAUAUCAUAGAAUGAAGACAACAGUAAUCUUGAUUGAUAUAUGUUAACUGGAUCCUGUGUAUAAAAAAGGAGAAAAUAAUAAUUGUUAAUUACUUACUUGCUUAAUUACUCGUUUGUACAAAAUGGAUAACAAAUAUUUUUGAUAAUCAGAAUAAAAACAAAAUUCAAAAUGUGAUGUUUUUAGGAACAUUUGUGUAUGGCCAAGACAAGAUAGUACAUAGAUGAGUCUAGCAAGGCCAGUAGAAUGUUCGGUUGGCAAUAAAUGCAACAAAGGAGAAGAAAAACAUCUAGUGGCUCAACUGCUGUUUGUAAUAAUGGGCAAUAUGAAUGAGUGGGUGAAAGGUCGAUGUGAGACAGAGAAUGACUGACCGAUAGGUGGGGUGUUACAGCUGAAGCCAUCAGGGUUGUGACAAUAACUCUACCCAUGAAAGAUGGUAGCAAAAUCUGAUUAGUGCCAGGAGUGUGAUAUAAGAAAUGGUUAGGACAUGAGGAAUAUUGACUCUGAAGAUGACAAGGUAUGAUGAUAAUACUGCUCUCAGUUCCUCCAUUGGUCUCCUCUCAGUACGUUCUAACUUACUGGGGCCACUGUCAUCGAAGGACAGUAAACCCAUAACCCUGACGGCUUCAGUUGUUUUGUCUGUGAAAUAGCUCAAUUUUUUCCCAUCAUAUGGUACAAGGUGCUGACAUAUAUAACAAGCUUUACAUUUUCUAUGCAUGGAACUUUCUAACACAUUCCAGUCACAGGUUCUGAGUUUAACAUCCAUAAGGCAGCGAAUUAUAUGAAAAUUGAUUUGGAAAAUUUUACAUUCAUGUGAAACAUGAUAAAAUUUAGUCGGUUAGUUCAUCCAGGAUCUCGUGAGAAAAGAUUCUUGCAGAUGUAAAACCUAAACCUAAAUAUCAAACUUGCUAUUCAAAUCCGUAUGGGGUUUAAAAAAUUACAGCUGAAAGGAUAUGCAUAGCUGUUUUCACCUUAUCUGAAAAAUGCUGAAAUUUACACCAGUAUUGUGUUAUGUAUGAAAAUAACUUUCAAUGUUGCAAUCAGUUAUCCUGACAAAUGUUUGUGUAAUAUAACAAAUUUAUGUGAUUACAUUUGGAGUAAGAACUACAUCAAAAUGAUUCUAAUUAUAUAUUUUCUAGUUUGCGAUUUAGGAGUAACCUAAAUGCAACUUUUGCAAAUCUCAGAGGAUGUUAUAUAGUUUUCAUUGCAAUACAUGUUUUACUGCUGCUGUAGUCGUGGCUGUGACAGAUGACCAUACCGUAGAGAUUGUCCAGUAACAGAUUGUAUAUGUCAUAGCUGACACGACAGUAACCCAUGGGUAGAUGUCACAGCCAUGCAUAUUACAGCCUUAUAAGGAGUUAUUACACAGUUGACCAAAUUUCCAUAUUUUUGUUGGUUAUUUUGAAAUAUAUUAAGAUGUGAAAAUUGCACUUUUACAGGAAAAUGGUGUUGUUAUGGUGUGAAUGAAUGAGAAUUUGCUAGGAUAUGUUAAGAACUGAUGCCACUUAUGUUUGCCUGUUCUGAAAACAGGCUUUGGUUGUGAGGUGUGGUUAGUUAUGUCUGUCAAAGUGUUGUUUUUAGAUGAAGUACUGUAGACAACAAGCAAAUCAUAUAUAAUCUGUACUUACUCAGAACUGGAUGUGAAAAAAAAACCACAAAGAUUUUCUUAAGUAUUAAAUUUUGAAUAUUGUCAUUCACUAAAAUUCCAUUUUUCUAACUCUAACCAAAGCCUGUUGACAGCUGAAAUAGCCCUGUUAACAAUGCUUAUGUUUCAGUUUCAGCAGGAAAUCUUCCACAUGGCAUCUCUGUAGAACUUUGUGGUAAUAACCAGGCAAUACUGGUUUAUAUCAUAGGUCUUCGUUAUUGCUUUCUUGACAUCUUUUUCAAAAGAUUACCAAAGAGUACUGACUGGUAAUUGUCAGAGGUAAUUAUCAAAUCCUCAUUGACCCAAUGAAACCACAAAAUCCUGAUAAAUCACAAUUCUAUGACAAUGGAUACAUGUUCUUGGCAUGCAAAACAUGUCUUGAUUCAGAUAAUCAAAAUUUAGACCAAAUGAAAUAUCUACUUGUUGGUGUUGGAUUGUAUUUGAAAUCUUGAGUGAGACCCAAGUGUUUUGGUGCAUGUCAUCAAAUUGUAAACAGUGGAGUGGAACGGUUGCCAUGGUUCCCAUGGUUUCCAUGAUUAUCAGUAGAUUUCUAGAAAUCUCCAUCAUGCCAUCUCCAAAUGAGGUCGCCAUCUGUCAUGUCUUGAAUAUGUCAUCAUGUCUUGUGAUAUUAUCAGCAAUAGAGCAGAUUUAUCAAAGUUUUGUCAGAAACUGUCCUGUUAAUGGCAUACACUGGUGAAGUGUUUAAGAAUACAUAAUCAAUCAAUUUAAAAAUGUGUGCAAUAUUUUGAUAAACUAUACAGUGUACUGUAACAAAAUGGAAAUAGAAAAUGUUUACAUUUCACACAUUUCUUCUAGGAAUUGAUACUGGACAUGAACCAGUUUAAAAAAAUUAAACUAGUCUCUUUUAGGUUUAGACUCAAAGAUAGCUGACAUGAACUGCGAGUGAUAUUUUGAAAUUUUCGAACAUCAUACAAUGUAUUGUUGCGUUUUAGGCAAAUAAUGGGAAAAGGAUAGCAGGCAUGCUUCCCUUCAACUGAUGUUACUUUCAAGUUUACGGAAACUAUAACCAGCUUUCUGAGGGUAAAAUUAGCAAUGUUACUAGGUAAAUGUACAUGUAGUGUCAGUCAGUUUGAGAGCAUUUCAUGUGGGCACAUGCAUCAGCGUAAACUCGUCAAUACCCAGGAACAAGCAUACCAUACCCAUUUAGUCAAGUACUGCUUGUCCUGGAUAUCGAUGGACAUCUAGAAACCAUAACGUGUAUUCAAGUUCACUUUGGCUACUUCAUGAAAGGUUGGGAUGCAAGAGGUUAAAAUGUACUUUUUAACGUUCAAAACGUAGGUUGAUGCAUGGCGUUCACAUAGGAUUCUUGAAAUUAGGAAUGAGUUCAACUCAAUAUCUGGCAGCCCCUGUGGUAUUCUAAACACAUAUCCCUGCCUAACAGUAGGGUAGUCCUUGUAGUCACGGGACAAUAAACUCUGUGUCAAGUAAUACAUCUGCCUUAUCCUGCUCACAUAAUCUGAGAAGCCAUGUGCGAGGAGGUGUUUUUUCCUUCUUUUUUUUUGUGACGUUUUAAUUACUAUUUAUCCAUCCAUAUCACUCUGCCAUGUUUGUGGGGUGACUAAACCUUGUUGGUGCUUUUCUUUUGCCCUUAGCACCACUGGAUGUAUUGCAAUUCUCUUAUCCCAGAAGAGUGAUCUCCCCUUACACACUUUUCGUUUGAAUCAGAUUCAUGAAAGUUCAAAUAUAAUUCUGAAUUAAUACACUUACAAAAAUGCAAGUGUUUGUUCUGUAUUGACCAGCAAUGGGAAUUCUUUGCCUGGCUAAUGAUUUGAUUAUUCGCAAAGUAUUUGACAAGGUAAAAGACAAGGUCAUUUGGUGAAUCAUUAUGGUGAAUGUAAAGGGAGCCUUCACAUACUUCUUUCACUCACUGGCAACCUCUCAAGGGAUUCUUCAGUCCUAGUCUGAAGGCAGAGGCUAGCUGACAGUAACGGCUUGGAAGGUUUUCAUUGUUCGUAUUGUGAUAAAUUUUGGGAUAGUUUGUUUUACUUGUCCUUUGUUUUCUUCUUGUAUAAAUAAAAAAUAUAUGAGAAAAUACCCUUCAAAAGUUUGGCAAAUGAAUGAAGGAUUCUUAUGUAUUGUUUCUCAUAGAAAUACUCUCAAAUAUAUCUUUUAUCAUGAAACAUUUUAUCAAAAUCAACAAUAUCACUUUGAAAAUAGGUCUCUUUAAUGAAAUAUUACAAGUGAAAAAUACCCCAAAACUUGCCAUAUGUUAAUCUUAAUGUAUCUUUUAAAGAAAGCACCUUGCUAUACUUUUCCCACUCAUUUCAAAACGUUUCAUUAAGACCCAUCUACCUUUUGUAAAGUCUGUAGUAACUGUGCUGACAGAACCCUAACCUGUUGUCCACUUCCCAAACCUAGGAGGGUGUUUUCUCUCAGAUUGCUCCUUCACACAGCAUCGCAUCUUUUCCCCCGAAAGUUGCCCAAGGUAGCAACUCUAAAAAGUAGCCUUUCUAAUUAAUUGGUCCUGAUUACAAUUAUUAUUGGUGGUUUUAAUUAUGGCAGUCUUCUAUUGCUACUUGUAUCGAAGCUUUGUUAAAAAAUAAAGUUGGAAAAUGUA